Oncorhynchus mykiss (rainbow trout) is the source of this 1869-nucleotide messenger RNA. RefSeq names its product protein rapunzel. NCBI's taxonomy places the organism in Eukaryota, Metazoa, Chordata, Actinopteri, Salmoniformes, Salmonidae. The record is from RefSeq and is a predicted model, not a curated record.
ACAUAUACAUCCCAACACUAGGAGGCUGGUGCUCAGAGGCACAGUUGGACUGUUGGAUAACUGGACUGCACCCCCCUGGAUGCUUUAUUGGACUAUCAGAGGUGAAGACUUCACAUAUCCCAAACCAGGACAAUUUCUCAACAUUAACAUAUUUCAAGAUUCUUUGAAGACCUAGUUGGACGUUAGUCUGUGACAGAGCCCUCAAAAUUACCAGUAUGGCAGAAUUGCUCAUGCAGAACAAGGACAAGAUUGAGAAGGCGGUGGAGAUCAUGGGACAGGCCUCUGCGAUCCUGGCAGCCACUGUGGGCCAGCUCCAUCCCAUCCUGGAGGCUGUAUUCUUAGUAUCCAAUGUGAUCUUCAGCAACCCAGAAGGAGAGGACGCCCGCUAUCUGACUAAACAGUUCAGCAUGGUCAACCAGAAACUGGAAGGCAUCCAGGCUGAGAACAACCAAAUCGCUGUGGAGCUAGAGAAUAUCACCAUGAAUAAGCAGAACUUUGACCGUGAGGCUAAAAUUCUCAGCCAGCAUGAGAAGUACCAGGACAUUGUCAACGCCAAACCAGAGUCAAAAGAGAAGAAGAUGGAGAAGUUCCUCAGCCAUUAUGAGAACACGGACGCAGACUUGAACCUGGACGCCCUCUACAAUGAUCUUACUGGGGACAAUAUCUCAGGUAAGCCCAUGCUGGUUUCCACAGAACAAUGGAGUAGAAAGGCAGUAGAAACGUUCUGUGCCAGGCUUAAGAAGCUCUUUGUGGCGGGCAUCAUUGCUGUCAUUGGUUACGCCAGCCUCAAGAAAGGGUUUAUGGUGGAUGAGAUAGUGAAGAAAUGGCUGGAGCGUUGGGAAGAUGUUGAGAACCGCGUGAAAGCAGUGUUGGAUGAUUACACUGUAAAUUUACACAAAAGAGCCAAAAAGGAUAUGGACGACCAGCUUAAGGAGAAACCUGGCAGUGUUGAACUUGACUUCACUAAAUCGAUAUUGAAAACCCUUAAAGAGAAAUAUUACUGGGUGAGCUGGUCUGUCAGGGUCUUCAAUGACAAGGAGCGCCUUUUCUGUUUCAACUGGCUAGUUGGAAAGAAGUACCAUGGCAGUGAGGGAGGAGCUAAUUACUUUGAAGUGAUGACCAAGAACAACAUCAAAGUGAUGAUCUCUUUUAGUGUUCAGCCUAAGCCUAUCAACGAGGUUCAGAUCCAGCAAGAGAUUGAGGGGCAGAAGCUGAAAAGGAACAUGAUGGAUGUGGCUCAGGUCCUCAGCAGAAGUCUCCCCAACUACCAGGUGCAUGCUGUCAGCUACUAUAAGGAAGUGGUGGAGUCCAACAACUUCCAAAAGGAUUGUUUCUACUAUGGAAAACACCAAAACGUGCACCUAUACAUUCAUGCUGUUUAGGCUUUUGUUUCACAGGGCAGUUAUAAUGAGAGUAGUUAUAAUGAUUAAAACUACAAAUAAAAUCAUUAAGUUUAGGUGUUUGUAUUGAUAUCUAAAACAUAGCUGAUGGUUUAGCUGGUGAUUGUGGGAAAUGUACUCUCUUGUUUAUUUGUUUUGUAGGUUUGUGUAGUUUGUGAUAGUUUAAACUAUCAGGAUUUGUAUCUGUAUAAGAAUGGAUAUGAGUCAUUUUAUGUCAGGCUGUGGGUAUCUACUGAACAGUGACAAAGUAUGAGAAUGUGAUACUUCCUUCUACCAAAGAGAAUAGUAAAAUACCUUAUUUUACCUGCAUUCCAGUAUUUCAUUAUGACCAUACUAUAAAUUAGCACACCAACCAGUGUAAUAAUGUGUACUGAGGACCUAAUCAAGCUUAUUUUGAAAUUGCAGUUUAUAGAUCCACCACACUGUGCAGAUCUAAAGCAAAGACUAUUAAAAGAGCCUUAAAACAUUA